Molecule: messenger RNA, 4668 nt
Organism: Hypomesus transpacificus
Lineage: Eukaryota; Metazoa; Chordata; Actinopteri; Osmeriformes; Osmeridae
Gene: sh3bp4a
Product: SH3-domain binding protein 4a
Exons: 5
Coding region: 184-3096 (970 amino acids)
Cellular component (GO): cytoplasm
Molecular function (GO): protein binding
Source: RefSeq, a predicted model, not a curated record
AAGAGAGAUAGUGAGAGAGCGAGAAGUGUAGGAGCAGCUGCCUACGAAGUUAAAGUGGGUAACGGACUAAUGGUUACAAUUUGAUGCAGUUCACUAAACCCUCAUCAGAUGACACUGAACGUCACCAAUGAAUUUCACAUCUGGGAAACCGGAAGAUUAGUAUGACUGCGGAAAAGCCCCGGUAUGGCUGCCCAUCGUAUUAGAGUGACCAGCACCGACCAUGUCCUCCCUCGUUGCAAGUCAGAGGGCACGCUCAUUGACAUUAGUGAGACCAUCUCAGAGUCCAGUCUCACAGAUGUCAAAGUGCCUUCUCCCAGUGCCUUGAGGCUUGACACCUCAGCCUCCUUUGAAACAGCCCGGGAGGUAGUUGCCAUAAAAGAUUACUGCCCAUCGAGCUUCACUACUUUGAAGUUUUCCAAAGGCGAUCGUCUCUAUGUACUGGACACGUCAGGGGGUGAAUGGUGGUACGCCCACAACAACACAGAGAUGGGCUACAUUCCAUCGGCCUAUGUUCAGCCAAUCAGCUGCAGGAACUCUUCACUCAGUGACAGCGGCAUGAUAGACAAUCUUGGGGAGUGCAAUGACGAAGGCGCAAAGGAGUUGGACUUCCAGGGUGAGUGGUCGGGGUUUACCCUGAAGCCUAUUCUACCUUGUAAUAGCAACCCCUUCUCCAUCCAUACUUCCACCAACCCCUUCGUCAAUGGCUCUCGACAUGGCACACUAGACCAGAACUGUAAUGAGAGAGGAAUGAGGAACUCAACAGACCUGCUUCUUUUUGACACACCGGUGUCCCCCUCUACCCCCCUCUCCCCCUCCAGUUCCAUUAUGACUAAUGGUUACAGCAGCUGCAACAUCUUUGACAUGACCCCCACCAGCCCAAACCCUGAGUUCCUCCAGACACUUCACAGGGACAACCCGUUCUUCAGGAGCAAACGGUCCUACAGUUUAUCAGAGCUAUCCACCCUACAGGCACAAUCCAAUGCUACUGUGCCUUCCUCUGGGCUGUUUACUGGGCUCAAAGCUCCAUCUCCAGAGCAGUUUCAGAGCAGAGAGGAUUUCAGGACUGCAUGGUUAAACCAUCGCAAGUUGGCCAGAUCUUGUCACGACCUUGAUUCCCUGGGUCAAAGUCCUGGUUGGGGUCAGACACAACCCGUAGAGACCAACAUUGUGUGCAGGCUAGACAGCAGCGGUGGGACUGUUCAGCUUCCAGACACCCACAUCAGUAUCCAUGUUCCUGAAGGCCAUGUUGCUGCUGAAGACACCCAGCAGAUCUCCAUGAAGGCCCUGCUGGAUCCUCCAUUGGAGCUCAACAACGACCGGUGCUCCACCGUGAGCCCCUUGGUGGAGAUCAAGCUGAGUAACAUGGAGAUCAAGUCCUUCAUCACCCUGGAGAUAAAUGUGUCGGUGGUGGUGAAGAGCGAUAGCAGCCAGAUAGCUGAAAUCCUCUGUGUCCGGAGCGACUGUAAGGAAGGUCCCUACACUCCCAUCCCUCAUGCUUACAUAUACAAGGACACAGUGCAGGUACAGCUUGAUAACCUAGAACCAUGUAUGUUUGUGGCAGUGGUAGUGCAGGCCCAUCUGCUUAGCGUCAAUACAACAGUAUGGGACCACGUUCAGAAGAAAAUCACACUGGGUGUCUAUGGGCCCAAAUACAUCCAUCCCUCUUUCAAGACUGUGGUGGCUAUAUUUGGGCAUGACUGUGCACCCAAAUCUCUAUUGGUAAAUGAGGUGGGUCGGCAGGCCAAUUCUACCCCUCCAGUGGCCCUCCAGUUAUGGGGGAAGCAUCGGUUUGUCCUAGGCUAUCCGCAGGACCUCCGGAUAGGAUUAUACUCCAACAUGUCAAAUUAUGAGGUAAAGGCAAAUGAGUCAUCCAGGAUUGUCCGAGGCUUCCAGGUCAAGCUAGGGAAGGUGAGCCGACUCCUGUACAUGAUCACCUCGCACAACCCCGAUGACAUCUCAGACUUCACCCUGCGAGUCCAAGUCAAGGAUGUUUUGGACUGCAUCCUGGCCCAGUUCUGUGUGCAAACGCCACAACCUCCUCCAAAGAAUGGAGCACGGAUAACUGGCCAGAGAAGGUUCCUGAAAAAGAAAGAGGUGGGUAAGAUCGUUCUCUCUCCUCUGGCCAUCACUACAAAAUACCCUCAGUUUCAGGAACGACGUAUCACCAGUCUUAAAUUUGGGAAGUUGCUGAAAACCGUGAUCAGGCAAACUAAGAGUCAGUAUCUGUUGGAAUACAAGAAGGGAGACAUAAUCGCUUUGCUGAGUGAGGAGAAAAUUAAGCUCAGAGGACAACUGUGGACCAAAGAGUGGUAUAUAGGAUAUUAUCAGGGGAAAACAGGCCUUGUUCACGCAAAGAAUGUUCUGGUUUUAGGGAAAGUCAAGCCUAUCUAUUUCUGUGGGCCGGAUCUCACGACAACCAUGCUGCUGGAGCAGAUCUUGAAACCAUGUAAGUUCCUCACUUACAUUUACGCCUCUGUGAGGACGAUACUGAUGGAGAAUGUGGGGAGCUGGAGAGCCUUUGCAGAUGCUCUUGGAUACAGUAACCUUCCUUUGGCUUAUUUUUGUCGGACUGAAUUGGACAAUGAGCCCGAAAGGGUGGCGUCAGUUCUGGAGAAGCUCAAAGAGGAGUGCAACAGCAUGGAGAACAAGGAGAGAAAGUCCUUCCAGAGAGAACUCAUGGCGGCCUUGUUAAAGAUGGACUGCCAGGGCUUGGUGGCCAGGCUGACCAUGGACCUAAUCCUGCUGACCACAGCGGUGGAGGUGGCCACGCGCUGGAGGGAACUGGCUGAGAAGCUGGCCAGGGUGUCCAAGCAGCAGAUGGAAGCCUACGAGGCGCCGCACAGGGACAAGAACGGACAGUUGGACAAUUCGUCAAUGUGGAAGCCAGCCUAUGACUUCCUGUUGACCUGGGCCGCCCGGAUCGGGGACAGCUACCGGGAUGUGAUCCAGGAGCUGCACCUGGGCCUGGACAAGAUGAAGAACCCCAUCACCAAACGCUGGAAGCACCUGACAGGCACCCUGAUCCUGGUCAACUGCCUGGAUGUCCUCCGCAGCUCCGCCUUCAGUCCUGCCUGCCAGGGGGACUUUGCCAUCUGAAGGAGCCAGCCGUCUAGUCCUCCUCUGUGCCCGACUCUCUCUGUCUGUUCUCUCUGUCUCUCCCCCCCCCCUCGCCUUAGGCCCUCUAGUUACGCCUCAGGACCACACAACCAUGUAGAUCCAGACUCACUGUCAGACUUUGAACCUCUUUUGCUUCGCACGUGAGCUUAUUGAUCCUACUGACCCGGACUCGGAGCACAUUAAAAGACCAUUAGGUUUGCUGGGAACAUCAUUCCUACAGUUCUCACUCUUUCUGUCUCUCUCUCUUUCUCUGCCUCUCUUUCUUUCUCUCUCUCUCGUUGCUCUCUCUCUAUCUCUCUCUCUAUCUCUCUCUUGGACUGGUGAGUAAGUAAAGCCAAAAUGUUGACAUGGUUUUCCCUCCAUUUGAGAAGGGGUGCUUUUUAAUCAGUCUAUUGCUACAAACAGUAUAUUUUCUACAUUAAGUGGCAUAGCAGCUGUUUUUCAUGGUAUUUUGUGAAAAUGUGUUUUUCAAAUAGAAACUUUUCUGAAAUACUUUUUUUAAAUGAUCCAGCAAUGAUAAUGACCUAUUCACAGUACACAUGCCCCUUUUUCCACCUGGGGCAUCCCUCUGCUUACUGUUUCUGUAGGUAACAAACCUUUUUUUGCUUGCCAAAAACAUGUAGGCGAUAGUUCUUUCUACUACAUUUAGUGUUCAUUUCACAUAUGUGCAUGCAGAAAAAGAGUCACAAAAGUUAUCACAGAAAACACUACAACUUACAUGCAGUAUUACUGUAUAGUUUUCUUCCCACUUAUUGAGAUUUUACUAAGUGGAUAGUCAUAAAACCAGUUGGCUGCUCUCUAGGUAACGCUGUUUUCAGUGCUGUCCUGUGCAGCAUACUUCACAACUUCUUCCUUUGUAUCUUUGGUUUAGCAGGCAGAUCAAAAUCUUUAAUUUCUUAAGGGAGUUGUAAUUUGUUAGUAAGUGUUAAUUAGCUCUAUUCAGCAAGAGGACUUUUCCUUUUAGGGAAGCAUGGUCUUAUUGAAACUAGCUCUGCUUUCCUAAUUUUGAAACAUUAAAAUGUGAGAUGUAACAAAUAUGGUCCCAAGUUUACAUCUAAAAAAUAAGUACCCAAGCAGACUGAUUUCCCAAUACUCUCAGCCAUCUUUAUGUUAUACUAGUUUCUGUUCCAUAGAACUUCCGACACGAAAGAAGCCUUUCACCCUUGAUUUUUCUAGAUUUUACGCCGUUUCUUCCUUUUAGUCAGAGAACAAUCAACUCUGCGUUGAUAGUUUCAAAUGUUUGUAUUUCCAUGUAAUGUGAAGGUUUCCAGUGCAACAAGUGUGGUUUUGUAUGUUUUGUGAAAGCAAAAGAAACGUUAAUAGUAAUACGUGUAGUUUAAAAUAUCAAUUUAAAGUCAUGUUAUAUUGACUGAUCACGCUGGUCUGUGACAUCUUCUACAAAGUAAUGUUAUGAGGUUGUCGGCAAUUUGUUGACUAGAACAGGAGAACACUGUCUAAAUUCACUCAAUAAACUGGCUGUCAAUUUCAAAGUGCCUCAAUCAGACAGAAAGGGAUUUAUGGUCUGUUUUUACUCCCUGUAUUUGUACCUUG